AUGAAAGUCGUAUGGAAUGGUUUCCUAAGGAAGAAGAUACGAGGAGGUUGCAAACGGAAGGAUGCUCUAGAUUCGAAGAAAAGAAAGAACAAUAACACUGCUGCCACAGCUGACCCAGUUGACUGGAGCUUUGAGAUAUCCAACAGACAACUUCUCAAUAUCACUAAAGCUCACCCUAAACAGCAUCUUAAAUACCUGGCCCACAGCGCAUGUUCAAGUUCACCAUGUGUAAAGAAUGCAACGUGCGAGGGAGACUUUGAAGACGAUCCCUUCCCGUAUAGAUGUGUAUGUCCCGCGGGAUUCACUGGUCAAGCUUGCCAAAUUGACAUUGAUGAGUGCACGUCAAAUGGAGCCUGUCACGUAAAUGCACAGUGUACAAACACCCCAGGCGGGUUUAAUUGUACAUGCAAACGAGGCUUCUUUGGUGACGGGAAGAUAUGUCAUGUGGCUCGAUCAUGCAAGGGCAUUAAAGAUCUUGGCUAUUCACGAGGAGAUGGAGAAUACUGGGUUGAUCCUGAAAACACUGGGCAACCCUUCAUUGUCUACUGUGAUAUGACUACUGAUUCAGGUGGAUGGACAUUAAUAAAACAGGCUAAGAUAAAUUCGACGAGCCCCCGUCAACAUGGUGUAAUCACGAGUACAAACUAUCGCGAUAUCUCUAAUUGGAGAGAUAUCAGAUAUGUUAUGAAAUCCCCGCAACUCCAAGAAUUAAGGCUAGCGAUGGGUUUCCAUCAGUUACGCUUUCGUUGUUUCAAGAACCGUCCUGGACGAACCAUUCAUAUCAUGACUACUAAUGAUACCGCUGGCCGCAAAGUACUCGACCACUUCCUCCUCGAUGCAACAUGGCCUACUGCUUGUACCACCUUUCAAAAACUUCCCGACGAUACUUCGAUCCUGUCUGAUCAUUGCAACCGAUGGGGAGACAUUGGCAACCUUAACCAUUGGGGAAAGAGAUUCAAUUACGGAGACCGUAGAAUUUACAACCGGCCAUUUUAUUGGGCGAAUAAACACAGUAUCGCGUUCUAUCCUGAAAAUACGUACUUAUGCGAUGACGAUAACAACAACAAAGAAACCGGCGCCUUAACGAUUGGUGAUAUCUGGGAACUUUAUUGCCGCUAAAGAGUUUACUGCAAUAAAUCGAGAUUUUCCACGGAAAAGAAACAAAAUGCAGUAUUUAUAUACAAUUGUAAAAGCCACGGAGGACUUUUUAGACUUUUGUUUUAGACUGAUAGACUUCGUGGCUAGAGUUGCACGACAUGAAAUAUCACAAUCCAUCCCAAAAUCAGGCUUUAAAGUAAACUAAAUCAUCCCAAAUGAAGUUUCUCCUAGGGAGUAUCGAUCGAAAGACGACAUAAGAUCACGAUUGCUGUACAGCAUUCAAGCAUGGGAGUUAUCAGAAGAAGAAAMAAAAAAAAUGGAAGUUGUAUGGAAUGGGRUCCUUAGGAAGAAGAUACGAGGAGGUUACAAACGAAAGAAUGCUCUAGAUUCGAAGAAGAGAAAGAACAAUAGCACUGCUGCCACAGCUGACCCAGUUGACUGGAGCUUUAAGAUAUCCAACAGACACUGAACUUCUCAAUAUUACUAAAACUCACCCUAAACAGCAUCUUAAAUACCUGGCCCGCGUAUGCAGAAUGAACAAUGAUUCAUACCAAAAAGAAAUGGUGUUUGCUAAUUCACGGGUUAGACUGUGGAGUAAGGUCCACCGUGCUCUUGACAUCGACAAACAGCUGGCAUGAAGAAGAAUAAUUAUGAAAAAAAGCGAUCUCUUGCAAUUCCUUGAAAAACGUUUAAAGGAAGAGGCCCAUCGGCUGUGGUACGGCCAUUGGGGAAAACAUGAUGAUGAUGAUGGAGGAAAGAUGGAUAACAGGUCACAGCGCUUAUGUAGGAGUUAAUCACCGAGAAUGGUGGUGACACGUCAUAUACAGCACUAGUAUAUAUCUUGAGAAAAUAGUACUAUAUAUUGGCUGACUUUAUACACGGCGAAUCCUCUUGAGUCUUAAGCAAAAGUCGCAAAUGGGCCAUUGCAACUAAUUGGAGAAAUCGCUGACAGGCCCAAAUAGUCCACACAAAUGAUCAACACAUGAAUACUCAAAUACCUCAGCUACAACCAAAAACCUAUAAUAAAGGGACUUGAAACAUCUAACGCCGUYCCAACCGUUGGAAUACUCAAAUCUAAUUUGCAUCUCAUUUCCUUAAUUGGAGGAAUUAAAUUUACCCUAGCCAACCAGAACGGGRKAUAAAUUUCUUAUCCAACGGUCGAAUUUUCCAAUUUCCAAUUUUCCUUGUAGUCCCUUGUAGGUUUCUGCUACAGCCCUAUUCUUAUUUUUAAACUGUAUCAGGUGCUUGUCCUUGAGUAACUGUGUAAUUCAUAUACUUUAAUGUUGCAUGGGUAAAUUAUUAUCUCAUUUAAUCGGUUUAAAUUGUUAAUCGUCGGUCUGUAUAGGUYGGCAUACAAUUGCGUAGUUUGUUUACAUCCAAAAUAUGAAAUUCAAAAAA
Messenger RNA from Exaiptasia diaphana, 2496 nucleotides. RefSeq lists its product as uncharacterized. Gene Ontology annotation, molecular function: calcium ion binding; oligosaccharide binding. Lineage: Eukaryota; Metazoa; Cnidaria; Anthozoa; Actiniaria; Aiptasiidae. Bases 1 to 1119 code for a protein of 372 amino acids. The record is from RefSeq and is a predicted model, not a curated record. The transcript is spliced from 4 exons.